UAUAUAUAAAAGACCAAAAGUGAAUUGAAAUUAUGCCAUGAUAUAAAUCAGGUUAAUCCAUUGGUUAAAAUGGUUCUAAAAGUCUACGAAAAAAAGAGAAAACGCUCAAUGAAAAUUCGGAAAAAAGUUAAAUUUAAGCGCGUAAACCAUUUGGGUAAUUCUUUGAUCAGGCACACUACGACGCAUCGUAGAAAAAUUCCAAUUGAGGUAGGACAAUGCCACCCGCAAAAAGACUCCGCGCUUCGACGAGGGAGUGGUGCGAUCGGAACUCGAGACCCAAGUCUCCGAUACUCACUUCCGCCGUCCAACCGGAACCUACGCGUUGGCAGAAACCAGGACCCAUGGGUCGAAAUGAUUGGGCCAACUUCCACAGUCGCUAUCAAGUAGAAGUAACGACUUUGCGUAACGAGAUCGAGAGACUGCAAGGUGGCAAGCAGAAAGUAAGCAGAAAAAAGAAAAGUAGCAAGCCGACUUCCGAGGAUGAUAAUUAUCUGAGGGAGAACCAACAGCGACUGAGCAGGCCGCGCUGGCAGCGUGAAAAGUAUAUCACACCGCCGCCGGAGCAGUUUUCCUAUCGACCACAUUUAACCGGAAGAUCCACUCCACGACCGGAACAUGGUAGACCCGUCAAGAAGCCGACGGUUCCGUGCUGCUUCCAGCAUGAAGAUCUCGAGACGGAGUUCUGGGCCAACAUGAGAUUUCCUGUAUCGCGGAAAGCCCUUCGAGCCUGCCCCAGCAAGAAGAUCUGUGAACUCUCCCAGCCACGUCAAUUCCCUCGGAAGGCCCACUGUUCGAUGGCCGAGGAUCAAAUUGUAAGACGCCGAAAAAUGACACCGCGGCAGUGGCGACUUCAUUUGCAGCGUCUGGAGUUUCUGUCCAAACCAAAUCCACGGGUUUUGGCCGACCUAAUUUGCUGCUGUUCCUAAAUCAAACCAAAAAGAUUGACCCUAAACUACAGAUUCAUUAACUAAAUAACUUACUAUUUAGUUGGUUGAACUGUAGUAUAGUAUUAAUCAGUUUGUGUACAUUUGAAAUUGUACAGAUGUCUAAACAAGAACAUAAAUAAAAUUUAUAAAAAACCAUAA
Messenger RNA from Drosophila rhopaloa, 1085 nucleotides. RefSeq lists its product as uncharacterized. The transcript has 2 exons. The coding region runs from base 216 to 926 and encodes 236 amino acids. The record is from RefSeq and is a predicted model, not a curated record. Lineage: Eukaryota; Metazoa; Arthropoda; Insecta; Diptera; Drosophilidae.